This is a messenger RNA of Exophiala viscosa, 1944 nucleotides long. RefSeq names its product ATPase. Bases 156 to 1811 code for a protein of 551 amino acids. The record is from RefSeq and is a predicted model, not a curated record. NCBI's taxonomy places the organism in Eukaryota, Fungi, Ascomycota, Eurotiomycetes, Chaetothyriales, Herpotrichiellaceae. Gene Ontology annotation, biological process: DNA repair; DNA-templated DNA replication; DNA synthesis involved in DNA repair. Gene Ontology annotation, molecular function: enzyme activator activity; ATP hydrolysis activity; single-stranded DNA helicase activity. Gene Ontology annotation, cellular component: nucleus. The transcript has a single exon.
GUCUCAUCCUCUGCAAUCAAUUUAUUAAUCUGGCAAACAAUUGUUGCAGAUUAACCACCAGCUAUCGGGCUGGUCCUUAUCGCCUACCUCCUUAUUUUCAUCGUUUCUGAUAGAGCCAUACUUUCUAUCCAUUCGUUGGUGAUGGAGCUCGCAGAAUGGUCGCCUGUCCUAUCUGCGGCAAGCCCGUAAAACAAUGCAACAUCAACAACCACAUUGACUCCAAUUGCGUCGACAACAUUGAAUCAGAAAAUGGCGCAACACCAGUCUCGUCCUUCUUCAAGACGCCCAUCGGCAAACGCGAUGCCCCCGCGUCGUUCUCCUCGUCCUCUCAGCCCGUCCAGUCUCCGAGCGACUCGCGAUCGAAUACCUCACUGAAACGAUCAUUCGAUGCCAUCGCCUCCACGCAACCGCAAUCACAACCACAAUCGCUGUCCAACGGCCACAGACCUGUUCAUCAACAAAGUGGCACUGAUACACAUACGCAGGCUCCGAGCAAGAGAUCUAAAACAAGCGCCUUCGAAAAAGCCGCCCCUUUAGCCGAGCGCAUGCGCCCGAAGACCCUUGACGACGUGUACGGACAGGAACUUGUAGGCUCGGUCGGCGUGCUAAGAGGUCUAAUCGAACAGGACCGCGUGCCGAGUAUGAUCCUCUGGGGUGGCGCAGGAACCGGCAAAACCACCAUCGCACGAGUCAUAGCGAGCAUGGUCGGCUCUCGCUUCGUCGAGAUCAAUAGCACGAGCUCUGGGGUUAGCGAAUGCAAGAAGAUCUUCGCCGAAGCACGCAGCGAGCUUGGCCUGACAGGUCGCAAAACCAUUAUCUUCUGCGACGAGAUCCACCGUUUCUCCAAAAGUCAGCAGGAUGUGUUCCUGGGUCCCGUGGAAGCCGGGCACGUCACGCUUAUCGGCGCGACGACCGAGAAUCCUUCAUUUAAAGUGCAGAAUGCACUGCUCUCGCGGUGCCGCACGUUCACUUUGCAGAAAUUGACGGAUGACCAUAUCUGUCAGAUUCUGACAAGGGCGCUCGAGGCCGAGAGGGACACGUACAGUCCUUCAGAUCUGGUGAAUGACGAACUGAUUCAGUAUCUGUCUGCGUUUGCGGACGGGGAUGCGCGCACGGCGUUGAAUCUACUGGAGUUGGCCAUGGAUUUGUCUAAGCGCGAUGGGAUGGAUAUGCAGACUUUGAAACAGGGCCUGACGAGGACGCUUGUGUACGACCGGGCAGGCGAUCAGCAUUACGAUACGAUUUCGGCCUUUCACAAGUCUGUCAGGGGAGGUGAUGCGGACGCUGCGCUGUAUUAUCUUGCUAGGAUGAUUCAGUCGGGCGAAGACGCACUGUAUAUCGCGCGUCGGAUGAUUGUGAUUGCUUCGGAGGAUGUUGGCCUCGCGGAUCAGACGAUGCUGCCGCUUGCUACGGCCGCGUAUACGGCGGCGCAGGUGGUGGGCAUGCCGGAGGCGAGGAUCAACCUUGCGCAUGUCACGGUUGCAUUGUGUCUGGCGCCCAAAUCAACGAGAGCGUAUCGAGGCUUGGGCAAUGCGAUGAGCGCAUUGCAAGAACCUGGUAUUGCGGGGUUGCCUAUCCCAAUUCAUUUGAGAAAUGCGCCGACACGGUUGAUGAAGGAGCUUGGAUAUGGGAAGGAGUACAAGUAUAAUCCGAAUUACAAGGAUGGAAUGGUGAAGCAGGAGUACUUGCCUGAUGCGCUGAAGGGGCGGAAGUUCCUGGAGGAUGUUGAUCUGGGUGAGAAGAUUGAUGAGGAUCUGCUGCUGGAUGAAAAGCUGGAGAAGAAGAUCAAUGGUAAUGAUCAUGCUGGUUGAAGUGGGGCCGUUCUGGAUGACACUGAAGAUGGACGGCACACACGCAGGAGUCUUGGAGAUCCAGUGGACGCCAUGUUUGAGCCCGAAGUGUUCGCCGACGGGGGCACGCAUGGCCGACAGGUAUUGACGACGC